Molecule: messenger RNA, 3428 nt
Organism: Doryrhamphus excisus (bluestripe pipefish)
Lineage: Eukaryota; Metazoa; Chordata; Actinopteri; Syngnathiformes; Syngnathidae
Source: RefSeq, a predicted model, not a curated record
ACUCAUAGGACGUUUCGCUGUAUAUAAAUAUUGAUAAUAUAAUAGGGAUCAUUCGAAAUUAAAACAAUUAAGAAUUGACACACAUGAUUCUUAAUGAUGACGAACGUGCAUUAUUCUGUCUAAUGUCUAAUGUCCUGUGGUAACCAGGCGAUUUAACACCUGAAGAGGACUAUUUGUCAACGAAACUGUCAAGUUAAACUGCAUGCAAAGUGGACGACCACGGUACCACUGUGUGACGAAUCUGCCAAUUGGUAGAAGAAACUGAAAAAAACAUCUUAAAGCUCAGUGAGCUUUCAGGCAUAAUGUCAGGCGCAGAGGCACAGAACCCUGAGACCUCAAACAUCCCACAAUGCCAGAGUGAGGCUGACAAACUUCGACUCACCAGGGAGUCACAAGUCUACACUGCAACCAGAGAAACCCUUUUCCCCAAGGAGAUAACACGCACUAGAACACAUGCAUUGUCACUUGACUGGGUCAACGGCGUGAAUUCUACCCUUCCUGUAUACAUGCUGCAAGACCACAAUCAACUGGUGUUCCUCUAUGCUGGAGCUCACGUUGCGAUCAUCUAUAAUCACACCACAAACUCCCAACACAUACUUGAGGGUCAUAGCAGUUCCAUUUCGUGUUUGUGCGUCAGUCAAGACAGACGAUGGAUUGCAACAGCAGACCUGAGCACGAAAAGCACCGUAAUCAUCUGGGAUUCAUACUCUGGCAUUCCUGUGAACACUUUGUUUGACUGCCAUCGUGACGGGGGAGUCAUUGCCAUCGCAUUUUCGGGAGACACAAAGCAACUGGUGACACUUGGGAAUGAAAAAAAUCAAUGUGUGUGCGUCUGGGCUUGGACAAAUGACUCAAAUGAGCCAUUGUGGGUCACUGAGCUCAUCCCUGAAUAUGGUUAUCAGAAUUACAUAAUUUUUAACCCAAACAACAGCACCCAGCUGCUGAGUACCAGUAUAAGUCAGGUGCUGUUUUACAGCACGGCACAGGGCAAUCUGCAGUAUGUUCCGCUCAGAAUUAUUAAGCUGGGUGAUGCGGCCACCCUGGAACUGAACGCCUCUCUGUUUCCACACACCACACCCGAGUACUGCAACAUCCUCAAAUUGGCCCGCGGGCCUCUAAAUCCCUCUGUGUUUCACUGGCAAGAUUUGAAGGUGUUAACGCCCACAAUGUCAGGCAUCAUCAUGAUCUGGGAUCUGAUGGAGGACCUGGCCUCCAACCAAAACCUGAGCAGAGACAGAGUCAAGGUCAUCUCCCUGCAGGAUCAUCCCAUCACAUUGCUCACCGUAACAGACAGUUGUAUUGUCACCGGAGACACCCGUGGUCAUAUCAACUUUUACGAUGAAAACAUGUUGCUCCUGACGUGGUACAACCAGUUCAACCUGGACACCAUUGCUUCCAUUUCCUUUUCCAAAGAGUGCUCACAAGGACACCUGGAGGAUUGCACUAUUGAAGCCAAACCACUACUGAGCAGGAACUUUGUGGUGGCCACAGUCAGCUCCAUGAUGGUUCACGUGAACGUUCAAAAAGGCACCUGCCAGGUCAUCCUGCAGGAGAACUGUGACACUAUCAACGCGGUGGCCUGUCAUCCCACACAGCCACUGAUGGUCAUGGGCAACCACAAGGGCACCUUGAAGGUCUGGGACUACGAGCAGAAGCGGACGGUCCGCAGUAAGGUCUUUGAGAAAGAGAAGGAGAUUCAGUGCGUCAUGUUCGACCCUCAAGGUCGCCACCUGGCUGUCGGCUUUGGAAGUGGAGCCAUUCACUUUCUGGAUCCUAACACUUUGCAAAGUAAUCCUAAGGAAUGCUUUGAUACUCCCAAAGACAGCAUCAGCCACAUGAGUUUUUCCUCAGACUCCAGAUACCUUGCCACGGUGGAUGUCGGGAAAGCCAUAACUAUAUUCCGCUCACAAACCAAUGACGACUCCCCUCCGCUGUGGAUCUACCUGGGCAGAUAUCGCUCCCACUACAAGCCCAUUGCGGACCUUCUCUUCGGGGUGCACCUGGACGGCAUCAAGCCCAGGCUGUUCACCCUGGGUAUGGACCGCAUGUUGGUGGAGUAUGACCUGGAGAACAGUGACAUGGACCAGAUUGUCAUCUCCAGCACGAAGCGGAUUGAGCAAAGUGCUGUGCCAAAGUGCAUGACGUGGUACCCCCCCUUCAGCGCCGAGCAAUUUGUUGUCAUUUCUUCGGACCAAUACAAGAUGAAGCUUUUCAACAGCACCACCAAGAAGUGCCGAAAGACUCUGCUGGGCCCAACAUAUGGAAGUCCUGUUAAGAAAAUGGAGAUUUUACCGACAUGUGAAGGCAAUGAGACCGGAUCGUAUUACAUGGCAUACAUCACAGACGACAAGCUCGGCCUCCAGAUUCUGCCUCUGGAUGGGAACCCCUUCAAGUCCCACGCUGUCGUCUGCCACCCGACGGGCGUGUCCACGUUUGCCUACUCGCAUGACGGACGCUUUCUUUUCACCGCCGGGGGAGGGGACUGCACUGUGCUGUCAUGGCAGAUAAGCUACAAUGCACUGGAGGGAGCAGCAGCUUUGGGGGGAAAGGACUUGAUGCCUUUCUACACUCUUUUAGAGGGAGGCAAGGAUGGCAAGUUCUACAGAGAAAUUGAGGAUUUUUUCUACUAUUGCCAAAUUCAUAAUCAAGGUCUCGAAUCAAUGGACACACGGCAGCUGUCUACUAAAAUUCCUCUGACGGAAGUCAUCCCGUUAAUGCGGGCUUUGGCUUACUUCCCUACUGAAGAAGAGGUGGAAGACAUGCUAAACGAGAUCAAGCUCAGCAAAUACGCCGAAACGGGAGAGUACACGACUGACAUUAACUUGGAGGAGUUGAUCAAGCUCUACAUCAACCACCGGCCGGCCUUUGGCAUCUCUAUCAGUGAGAUCACAGAAGCGUUUCGUGUCCUCGGCGAUGCUAGCAGGGGAGGACCGCCUGUUCUGCCGAGAAACGAGCUGCUGGAACUGUUGCAGGUCCGAGGGGAAGCCAUGACAGAAGAUGAGCUGGCAGAGUGUUUCACUUCACUUUUGGGCUUCAUCGAGGUCCAAGAAGGGGAGAGUCCCGAGCAACAGUUUUGUAAAUCUGAAGAUGAGAGCCAAGAAUAUUCUCUGGAGAGUGUCAUCCCGGAGGAGAUAUCCAUGAAGAUAUUCACAGAUCACAUCCUGGGCCUCCCACCGUCCACUAUGAGGGGCGGACACUUCAGUCAACUCGCAGAGUGAUGAAGGAAUGUACUGUACAUAUGUUGAGUGUUAAAUAGGAUGGAAAACUGUUUAGGAAUAGUACGGUGUAGUUUAAGACAUGCUUAACAAGUUACACUGAGGAACACCACAUUGAAGCUUAUAUAAUCCAUUCUACUCAUGUUAUUUGUUCAUGUUGACACUUGCAAUAAUGAAUGUAUUUUUAUUUUGUCAUUAAAAUGUUUGUUUGGG